Molecule: messenger RNA, 11810 nt
Organism: Zootoca vivipara (common lizard)
Lineage: Eukaryota; Metazoa; Chordata; Lepidosauria; Squamata; Lacertidae
Source: RefSeq, a predicted model, not a curated record
UCUCACACACACACACACACACACACACACACACAGGUUCCUCAGGCUGGGCAGAGUUUCCUCCUUUGCAGCCACCUUACUUCCUGCUUCUAAGCAUGGAGGAGGGUGGCACAAAGCCAUGGGACAACAUGUCCCUUUUGUCUGACCAUUAUGAUUUGGGGGCAGGGAGGUGUGAGUGUCCUUUGCAUGCGUGUGUUGUGGGAGGGAGAGGGGCUGCAGGACACUUUCCCCAAACCCUGGGGGUACGGAUGUUAGCUGUUGUUCACUGGGGAGCUCCCCCCCAUCCCAUCCACUUCCCACCUCUUUUUUUCUCCAAACAAAGGCAAGAGGGGGGAGGAGAGGAUAUGCUUUGAGUAAGAUGGGCUUGUCCUUUGCAGCAGCGGCAGGAAGACCAGUACCAGAAAUGUUAUUGUCGGUUAACUCUUGCUUUGCUUUGUAUUUAUGUACUUAAGGCUAGGUGGAUUGUGUUGUUGUUUUUUGUAGUACUGAAUUUAUUGAAUGGUUGUUUUUUUGCCAUUUUUGAAUUUACCAACAUGUAUGUUGUAUGUUUGUAUUUCCAACGCUCUGUGUUUGAUAUUUUGAAUGUUUGCUGUAAGACUCUUCAGGCAUAGCUAAUUGUAGAAAAGUGUUAUAUAAGUAAACUCAGGCAUCCCCAAACUUCGGCCCUCCAGAUGUUUUGGACUACAAUUCCCAUCUUCCCCGACCACUGGUCCUGUUAGCUAGGGAUCAUGGUAGUUUAGCCAAAACAUCUGGAGGGCCGCAGUUUGGGGAUGCCUGAGUAAACUCAAUCAAUAGGCUUAUGCAUCCCUUAAAUCCUGCACUGUGGAACUGGCCACCUUAAACCAUAUUUAUGCUGCCAUGUUUUCCCUCCGAACUACAGGAUGGUUCAGAAACAAAGGCCACACUCCCCUCACCUGACGGUUGCCAAAAAUCUAGUUUUGCUCACGGCAGUUUGUUGCUGCCUCACGAUUCAUUGUGUCAGUUAAGGCAAAACCAUCAUUUUUUGUUUCCCUUCACUGCAGACUAGUAGCAGGGUGUGUGUGCGCCUAGCUUUUUGGAUUGAUUGUUUUGGAUUGAUUCAUUGUCUUUUUAUCAUAUUGUUUCCUUGAAGAGAGGCUAAGGGUGAUUCACCCUGCUUUUAAUUUCACAACAACCUUGUGAGGUAGGUUAGUGUGAGGGCGCAGAAUGGCCUGAGGCCAACCAAUGAGCUUCCACAGCUGAAAGGGGAUUUGAACCCGUGUCUCAACGUCCUCUAUUUCAACACUGAAACCCCUACACUAGGUUGGCAGUUUAGAUAAUGGUAAUGGGCUCCCUCUGGAAUGAUGAGCUAGAACAGGGGUCGGCAAAGUUUUUGUGGCUUGGGCCGGUCCACGGUCCCGCAGAUGCUGCAGUGGGCUGGAGUGUGUGCGCGUGCACGCAUGCGCAAAUGCUAUUUCCGGCACGGAGGAGGCGUGUGCAACUUCCCAUUGGCUGCAGGAGCUUCCCAUUGGCUGACCAGCAUUGCGGAAGGCAAUCCCUGCUCUGCUCUGCACACGGGAUUUAGUGCAGCGCACGGGAGCCAACCGAGCCAGUGGCGGGGGUCCCUGAGCGGGUUGCAAGGAUUCAUGGGCCAGUUAAACAACCCCCAUGGGCCGCUUGUGGCCCAUGGGCCUUAGGUUGCCGACCCCUGGGGUAGAACUUGCCAGUGGCUAAUAUGGAACCCUAGUAUUGGAAAUGUUACCCUUCCCUCCUCGGGAUUGGAGACAGUGCAGUGCAGUGGUGUCAGUUCACUUGGUCAGCUUUCUUGCCCUGCCCUGAAGUAUCUGCUUAUGUUGCUCUUGACACCUGUUCCGACAUAAAUAUCCCCCUCUUUCUACCCUUACCAUGCCAGGUAGGUUGGACGAAGACCCUGUCUACUGUCCUUGUAUGAAAAUCAUGUCCAUGUAGGAAUUAGCACAAAUCUUAUUGCGUAGAUAAGCCUAAAUGCAUCCGCAGUGAGAAGCUGUGUGUUACUGUUGCUGUCUGGCGUGGUGCAGCAAAAAGCAGAGGUGAGAAAUCAGAAGGAAUUUCCUGUAGUAAUCCGGUCAUGUUUGAAGUGGCCCUCCAAAAUCUCCAGGGUGCUAAAAAAAAUUAACUUCUCUGCAAAAUAGGAAUUUGAACUCGGUAUACUGUCUCUCAACACGGCACUUUGGGGCUAAUGAUUUCCCCCUCUAGAUUUUGUUGCUGUUGGAGACAUAAUUCUGCAAGUGGUAAUUACUGUUGCAGCUCAUAAUUCGUUGUUCUGGAGCAUUUUCCUAUUUGAAUAAAUAGUGUUGCACCCAUCUGAUACUGUCUUUAUAUGUGUGUAUGUCAACUAGCUAUGGCAGACCUACAGUAUUUUGUGGUACUGCUGUGAUUCCACCCCCCAAAAAAAUUUAUUGUUAUUGUUUAGCUUGAAAAGUUACAAUUUAAAGGGUAGUUAAUGAUUAACAACAAUUUGGUGUUUCAGUGCUGUUUGUGAGGGUAAGUGAAAGUAAUAAUUUGCUCCAGUUUUUGUUUGUAAGAUUAAAAAAUGACCCUGAUAGUAAGUGGCAGUGCUUCUGAGAAAUUUCUUGACUGUCCCGUGGGAUUAUUUGUGUCUUUUAAAUGCUCGCAGAGGGGAGACCACUGGCCUUUCAAAUGUGUGUGAACAUGAGAACAUAAGCACAGAGAAACCAUGUGAAGAAUCCCAGACUUGAAGCAUAACAUUGUGUGUGCAAGCGCCCCCAUAACUGAGCCCCUCACAACCAAUUAAUAAAUGAACCGAUCAUGUCUCUCGUCUCAUAAAUACUCCAUGCCUCACACUAGUGUCAAGAGAACGGCACAAACGUAUGUUUAAUUGUGGGGGGAAAACCCAAAACCUCAAAUCCUCCCUCUGCAGUUUUGCCAUAGUUUUAUGAUGCUGGAUUUUGGACUUGUGCUUUUCCAACCCCCCUGACGCGCUCUCUUAGAAGGAAGGAAGGAAGGAGUUACACUUUCCUCAUUGGCCUGAACAAAAGAAAAAAGAAAAAAAGAAUUCCCACAGAGACCAGAGAGCCAUCUGCUAGGAAUUGGGAGUGGUUUUAUAGUCUGAUCUCAGAGGUAGGGGUGGCCUUGUGAGGCCAGAGGCUGGGCUGAAACUCCAGCCGGAGGCGAGGAACUGAUCGGAGGGUAAUGAUUGUGUUUUUCUGUCCAUUGGUUUAUUCGCUUGUGCACAUGCUUUCUCUAGGAGUUUGACUGAACAUGUGUGGCUUUUACUUCUCUCGUAGCAGGCCCAGUUUUCCCUUUGCAUCUCUCUGUCCCUCAUGUGAGACACACUUUUCCACUGCAUGUACCUGCUGUGGAGUUUUCUUUGUCGGUUGGUGUGGAUCAGUUCAUCCCUCUGUGUUGAUUUUGCCCAUAAUGGUUCUGUGUCUUCUCCCUCCCUUUCCCCUUUUUGCUCCCUUACUCAUCUUUGUCCACUAUCUUGUCUAUUUUUCUGCACAUUGUUACAUUUUACCUGUGAAUCGGUGCAUUUCUGGGAACUUGUCUGAAAUUAUUUGCUGCUGAGGUUGAUUUUGGCCACAGUGGGCCAGGAACAUUUCUUCUGGAAACACCUGGGAAUUGGGAUGGUACCACAGAAAUCUGUUCUUACACAAUUCAGAAGAGGGACACAUUUCACCAUUUUAAAACAUUGUACAUACAAUAGCUGGGCGAAUAACAGAAAUUCUCUUAUUAUCCCACAUGUUGCCGGUUUGUGUGGUCCAAGGCAGUUGCCUGCGCCUUUUCUUCCGCUGUGCCUAUCUAUUUCCUGUGGCGAUUCUGUGCCCUAUUUUCCGCAGCGUUGUGGGUUUCCAUUUCUGUUUCUUGUGCAGUUAUGCAAAUCUGUGGCAUACAUUCAUCAUGCCACAGUGAUACUUCAGUAUGGUUGAAGGAAAUGUACAUAGCAUUUCUCAGGGAGAUUUUUUCCUCUAAUGUAUAAAGGCAAUCUUUAGAAGAGCAUCAGACAAGGAAAUCUCUGCCCACACAUUUAUGGGGACAACACAGGAAGAAAAUAACACCCACAAAGCUUAGAGAUAGCCUUUUUGGUGCUAUAAUGCAAAGUGACACAGCAAUUGUUUCUAAUUUGGGUGCAACUAAAGCGGUUGACACAAAUGCUGCCUGAAUCCUCUCCAGUUCAGCCUCAGCUAAGUAACAGCACCGAAAAUUCCCCGGUAAACCGCCCCCCCCCCCGAUCUUACUGUUCACCACCUUCCAAAUUUUUAUUGACCUAACAAGAAAGAAAUUACAAAAUGGAACAGCUCAGUGGCUGAGCAUCUUUCUUAUCCAUGGCAAAGUCACAAACUGAACUUCCUAGGGAGAAAAUGAGGCACCAGAAAAUACAUGGCAUCAGAAAAUGCAACGUGCCUGUUGAAAUUUAAUGAAAUUAUCAAGGGAUGGGCAGUGGGGUUUAAAAGUUGCAUUUUUAUUGGGGCUGCAAAAGGUUAAAAAAAACCCAGCAAUUUAUUUAUUUUUUGCAAGAGUUUGCAGGAGUUCAAGGAGCCGGAAGCCCCAUAAUUCUGCCUAUCCUUCCCGCCCCCAGCUCCCCAUGUCUUCUUAAGGGCUUAGGGCUCUGCAUUAUUUUAAACACGUUGCUCUCAGCCUAUUGCAGGCAAUGGGAGAGCUUCACUUAGAUGUGGGCUGAACUAAAUAAGUUUCCUUUUUUCCAAAAUGGACUCUCAAGCAAUUUCAUGCGGCAGAGAAAAGCCCCUUUGAGAAGUUGAGCCCCCUUCUUCUCCCAGAGCAAAGGCAAGUCUUGUUUUGUGAUGAGAAUCUUGCAUGCCAAGGCUGCUGGAGUGGGAUGUCAGAUUAGCCUCCGCAGCAGAAGCUGCUCUGAGUGGAGCAUGUGACUGCAGCGUUACGUUGGGAGGAAGCGGUAGAGGUCAGCGCAAAGGCAUUUCGCCAGAGACUGCAUGGCGGAUGAGAGCUUUUUCAGAUCCCUAACCCUUUCAUCAGCCGCUGAUAGCGAACAGAGGAGCGUCAGAUUAAUAAUGGAAAUUUCAGGACAGAGUACCGUAGUUCAUUGCUCUCUGUCGCUGAGGGGGAGAACGAAGGGCUUCUGAAGGCCCUUUAAAUAUAUUUUAUUAAUCCAUCUGAGUGAGGGGAAACUUGCCAUUCUUGAGGCUGGAUGUUCAACUUUGGGAUGAGGCUAGGGGAACACUCAAGAAAUUCCCUUGUUGCAGAACGAGGAAAUCUGGGUAUCUCCUUCUGUUGGCGCUUCUUCAGUUUCAAAUGUUGUGGGGAUCCCAUUCAGACUGAAAGGGUCGAGUUGCAGUCCACACAAACAGGCUAACAAACCGAAAGGUCUGUGGAUUAAUGGUAUAGCACAUGCUUUUCACAUAGAAGACCCCAGAUUCAGUUUCUGGGCAUUUAAGUUAAAGGCUGUCUAGUGGCAAGUGUGGUUUCGAAAGGUCUCUCUGCCUGUCUGAGUUUAGAGAACUAGUUUCUGAGUGCUCAUAGUGCUUCGCAUUAUUCUCAGUCCUCAGAAUAGCCUUGUAAGGUAGGCUCGGAUUAAUAUUCUCAUAGCGCAUUUGGGGGAUGGGAUUUCUCGUGCAAUCCUAUCGGUGUCGAUUCAGAAUUAAGCUCCAUGCAGUACAUUCAGUGGGACUUGCUCCCUGAUAAGUUUAUACAGAAUCGCGGCUCAGGAGGGUUCGUGGAAGAUUUGAACUAGGACUUUUCUGGCGAACACACCUGGCCACAACGCUAAAAAAAGGUUUGGCUGUUAGAAUUGUAGGCUACGUUAACAAAUUGUAUGUGGAUUGCUUAUUUAUUUAUCAUUUUCAAUUUUGUCCUUAAGAUGAUUGAAAAGAAUACAGCUUUGAAUUUGGGGUUGUUGCUUGUUUGUAACUUUUAAAUCAUUUGGAAACGAUAAGAGUCGUCCCUUGUGAUCAUUUUUAUUAAAAGUUAGUUCACACAUUCUUUUUCUUGUAGGUUGACAUCAAAAGAAAGAAUAAUAUGGUUUUCAUUUCAGCUGGGCAUGUAAAAUAAUAAAGUGGUAGAGAAGGACAGUUUAUCUAGAAAGUGUGGAGGAAUAAAGGACUCAUAUUUUUGAAAAGUGGUAUGUGGAGGUCACAAUCCAACCUAGUUAUGCCUGCUUCAGCCUGCUGCUUUCGAGCUUCAGCAUGUCCAGUUCUGUGUUGGUUUGUCGCCUGAGAGUCUUAACAGCUUCUGUGGGAUUCUGUAAUAUUUAUUCCCCCUCUUUCUCCCCACCAAGGAGGAAAGAUUUAAGCAUCUAAAAUAUCCCCUGGAUGAAGAAGGAAAAUUAAUCUCCGUCUCGCCUUCAAAGUGUAGUUGAAAUUCUGAGUGGGGAAACCAAUGAGGCUUGUAAUUGUAUAAGGAAAGCAUUUUAAUUGCAAGGCAGGGGUGCAAGGAGGGUUGGUGUGUGUCCCCCUCCCUUUCCCGAAUUCUGCAAAUUUACUGUCUUCAUGACAGCAUUGCGUGUCAACUCCCGGCACUGGAUGGGGUUGCUAGGCAGCAGGUUCUUCUAUAUCCCAAGACUUUCUGAUUUGCCAGCCUUCCUGUGGCACAUGGUAAGCCUCUUUCUAGCCUACCGUCUAGAGGGACUUUUGCAUGCUGCUUGCAUACUGUCGAGAUCUUGCACCUGAAAUGUGAUGAAAGGGGGAGGAAAGCACUGCUUGUUGGAGGCUUGGGGGGGGGAGUGAGGGGGACUGGAGAGGGGAUUCGCUUUUUGGCACUGCAUCCUCAGUGUGGUGCAGAGAAGGUUAGGGAAAUAACUGUAUGUAAAAAGAACGAGGCUGGGACACAAACCCUGAACCAGCAACCGGAACAAGGAAAAAAGGUUAGUGGGUUAAGUGACAUGCAUUUCCUGCCUUUGCGAAGGUGCCUGUUGUAAACCUAAGAAUGGAGGCAGUAAUUCAGCCAUUAGAUGUGGAUGGAGGUUGGAGGAUCAAGUGGAGCUGUGGGGGGGGGGGGGUGGCGGCGGACGCUCUGUUCCUCUGCAGCCGCCCUGCUGUAAAACUGCUCCCAAACUCUUACAAAGGUGACUUGGGGAACAAAUGGAUUUAGUGCUUUGCAAAAUUCCAUCUGUGGAUCCUUUCUCACGUUCUCUCACGACCAGAAUCUUAGAAGAUAACAAAAACAGGAGCAGCUGAGCACAGCUCAUUUCUCUAGUCUUGCUCUUGCCUUUGCCAUCCCUUGCGAAAGCAACGCUGGUCGUGAGGAAGCAUCCACCUUGGUUUAGGUUCGAGCAGAACUGUUUCAAACUUUGUUAUUGAACCCCAUUUGGAAAGAGCUGGGAGAGAAGCUCUUCCUGGCAAUCCAGAGCAAAGAAUCACAUUGGAACACAGAGCCAAGGGCUGUGCAGGCACAUAGAUAACCAGUUUCAUUUCUCCACUUUUGGGGGUAGGGCUGUGUGUCUCCCCCUCCCAGAUAUUCCACUAAGAAACCCAGAACUGCCUAGAUGGGUUUUUCCUUGCAGAAUCCAGUUGUUUUUAAACCCAUACAGAGGAUUAAUGGAAUGUAUUCUUGUGAGACCCUUAACGUUUAUGCAGUUACUACGAAACAUUAAUGAUUUGUGGGAAAUUGCUUUUGUUUCUUAUGGUUGGUUGGAUUUUCAAAAAUGUUUAUGUGCUUUUCAGGUACUGUCUGAUGAGUGUGAAAGGAUGCUUCACAGAUUUCCACAUUGAUUUUGGGGGCACUUCAGUUUGGUAUCAUGUAUUCCGUGGAGGGAAGAUCUUCUGGCUGAUCCCUCCAACUUUGCAGAACCUAGAACUCUAUGAGGAAUGGGUUCUCUCAGGGAAGCAAAGUGACAUCUUUCUGGGCGACAGGGUGGAGCUAUGCCAAAGAAUUGAACUGAAACAAGGGCACACCUUCUUCAUUCCUUCAGGGUGGAUACAUGCUGUCUAUACUCCAGUAGAUUCCUUGGUGUUUGGUGGAAACAUCCUGCAUAGCUUUAACGUUCCCAUGCAGCUUCACAUCUAUGAGAUCGAGGAUAGAACAAGGGUGCAAGCCAAGUUCCGUUACCCUUUCUACUAUGAGAUGUGUUGGUAUGUUCUGGAGAGAUACGUGUUUUGCGUGACCCAGCGCUCCCACCUCAGCAAAGAGUAUCUGAAAGAAUCAAUGUUAAUUGAUACAACAAGGAAACGCAGCUUAGAUAGCUUCUCAUCGGAUUCCUGGGUAGACAUGGAUGACGAAUCGUGUGAUGUCCACACCCGGGAAGAGAAGGACGACUGUCUGGAAAAAAUCCCCAAGGCCUUGGCGGACGGAUCGUCUUCUCCCAACAGUAUACAUUCAGAAGGGAAGGAGGUUUCAGGGAGGAAGCAAAAAUCUACAGCCCCCCGCUUCCUCAAAAGGACUUUGUCCAAUGAGUCAGAAGAAAGUGUAAAAUCAACACCGGCAGACUAUCCCAAAACUCCCACGGGCUCCCCAGCUACAGAGGUCUCGGCGAAAUGGACUCACCUGACAGAGUUUGAACUGAAGGGUUUGAAAGCCCUUGUUGAAAAACUUGAAUCCCUUCCGGAGAAUAAGAAAUGUAUACCUGAAGGCAUCGAGGACCCUCAGUCUCUGCUGGAGGAUAUGAAGAACAUCCUGAAGGAGCAUGCAGACGAUGACCAAAAUCUUGCCAUUUCUGGGGUCCCAGUGGUAUCGUGGCCUAAGAAAAACGCAAAGAACCGGGCCGUUGGGAGACCCAAAGGAAAAUUGGGCCCUGCUUCAGCCGUGAAGCUCGCGGCAAACCGGACAACUGCAGGAGCACGCCGGAGGAGGACGCGAUGUCGCAAGUGCGAGGCCUGCCUGCGCACAGAGUGUGGCGAGUGUCACUUCUGCAAGGACAUGAAGAAGUUUGGUGGGCCUGGCAGGAUGAAGCAGUCAUGCAUUAUGAGGCAGUGCAUUGCGCCAGUGCUGCCCCACACGGCCGUGUGCCUGGUGUGUGGGGAAGCAGGGAAAGAAGAUACGGUGGAGGAGGAGGAGGGCAAGUUCAACCUCAUGCUCAUGGAGUGUUCCAUCUGCAAUGAAAUCAUACACCCAGGAUGCCUCAAGGUGCGGGAGUCAGACGGCCUCGUCAACGAAGAGCUGCCCAACUGCUGGGAAUGCCCAAAGUGCAACCACGCUGGCAAAACUGGGAAAGCGUACAAGCAAAAGCGCGGACCAGGGUUCAAGUAUGCGUCAAACCUGCCCGGCUCUCUGCUGAAAGAACAGAAGAUCAACCGAGAGAACAAAGAGGUUGUUCCAGAUGCCACCAAGCGGAAAGUCGAGUGCGAGGAGCCCCCUCGGAAAAAGUCCGAGGACCACCCCAAGAAGUCUCCUGUUGACCCUCUUUUGAGGAGGAAGUCUGAGGAAGUCCACCCACGGCGGAAACGGAAAUUUGAGAAGCCUCAAGAGCCUGCAAUGAGGAAGCGGUUAAAACUAGGCAAAGAAGAGAAGCUGUUCAGGAAAAAGAGGCGAUCGUGGAAGGCCACAGACGACCGAACUGCCCUGGUCAAGCCUCUCAGGCGCUUCAAGCAGGAGCCUGAGGACGAUCUCCCAGAGGAACCUCCGAAAAGCAAGGAGAGUGACCAGUCUCGCUCUAGCUCCCCUACGGCGGGGCCAAGCUCAGAGGGCACAGAGUCCCGAGACAAGAAGAAGUUCAAGAUCCGGCGGAAAGCCCGCCUCCCCAACAAGGAGCUGAGCAAGGAGCUAAGUAAAGAGCUCAACCAGGAGAUCCAGAAGACAGAGAACAGCCUUGCCAAUGAGAAUCACCAGCCCAUCAAGUCUGAGCCAGAGAGUGAAAAUGAGGAGCCCAAGCGGGUGCUGUGCCCCGAGCGGCCUCACCGCUUCAGCAAGGGCUUGAAUGGAACCCCCCGAGAACUCCGGCACCAGCUCUUGUCGAGCCUCAGGAGCAGCACCCCCCGGGCAGCUGCCCGGCCUCCCCGCUCCCUCUCGCCCCCCAAGUGCAUUCAGAUGGAGCGUCACGUCAUCCGGCCACCCCCCAUCAGCCCACCCCCAGACUCACUCCCGCUGGAUGAUGGGGCAGCCCACGUCAUGCAAAGGGAAGUCUGGAUGGCUGUCUUCAGCUACCUCAGCCACAGCGAACUGUGUCUCUGCAUGAGGGUUUGCAAGACCUGGAACAGAUGGUGCUGUGAUAAAAGACUGUGGACCAAAAUAGACCUAAACCACUGUAAAUCCAUCACCCCUCUCAUGCUCAGUGGUAUUAUUAGGAGGCAGCCGGUCACGCUUGAUCUAAGUGGGACAAACAUAUCGAAAAAGCAGCUGAGCUGGCUCAUCAACCGGCUCCCAGGUCUCCGAGAUCUGCAAUUGUCUGGGUGCUCAUGGAUUGCAGUGUCUGCUCUCUGCAGUUCUAGUUGUCCACUCCUCCGAACACUGGAUGCGCAGUGGGUGGAAGGCUUAAAAGAUGCACAAAUGAGAGAUCUUUUGUCACCACCAACUGACAACAGGCCAGGCCAAAUUGACAACCGGAGCAAACUGCGCCACAUCACAGAGCUGUGCCUGUCUGGCUUGGACAUCACUGAUGCUUCCCUGCGUUUGAUUAUCCGGCACAUGCCUCUACUCUCCAAGCUCAACCUCAGUUACUGCAACCACAUGACAGAUCAGUCCAUUAACCUGCUAACAGCUGUGGGAACCACUACACGGGACUCCCUAACAGAAGUUAUUUUGCAAGACUGCAAUAAGGUGACAGACCAAUGUCUCUCCUAUUUCAAGCGGUGUGGAAGCAUCUGCCGGAUUGAUCUGAGGUACUGCAAGCAAGUGACCAAGGAAGGUUGUGAGCAGUUCAUCGCAGAGAUGUCUGUGAGCAUUCAGUUUAGUCAAGUGGAAGAGAAACUGCUGCAGAAGUUGAGUUAGUGUUUACUGGGGCAAGUUUGUAAAUAACCAGGAGCUGAAAAAGGGACUCCAGGAGACCACAGAAGGAUUUUAUUUUCAGUUGGGAGAUGUGGAACAUGCCAAGUUGGGGAACUGUUUGGACUGUACAGGAACAUGUGGUGUUCAAACCACUCACAAAGCGUUCUAGCCUGGAUGGGACCUUUUUACACUUUUCCCAGGCUCUUUACAUACCUUCCUCUGGUGGCAGCAAAGGAUUCAUGCCUAGAAGAACACUGAGGAACACCUAUUUAUAUACCACAGCUGGAGCAUGUGUAAAUUUUUAAAGCAUUUUUGAAAAUGUCAAAAGCAAUGUUAAUUCUGGGGUUAUUAAGGUGGGCCAUUACCUUUUUUUCUGCCUUUUGAACUUUUUUGUUACAUCCAACGUUAUGCAGAACUAUUUUUGUACAAAUUUGUUUAAAAAAGUUAUUUAUGCAGAGUUACUGAAUGCAUUGCAAGUGUUUGGUCAGUGGUUUCAAAUUGCCAAGUUUUAUCUUGAGAUAGAGAAUUUGAACUUCUUACCACUUAAAUUACCUGCUGAGAGUUAUACCCCAAUUGGGAUGGGGGAGUAGGUUAAUCCUUUGAAAUGAAAAAAGCAUGUUUAAUGGAAGUUUUAUAUACUGCUUUGUAUAACACUGUAAGCAUGUUGUGGAGAAAACAAGGUGUAAAAUACAGAUUAAGAACAAACAAGUUGCCAAGUUUCCCUGUAUAAAAAAAACACAUUUUCUUGACUGAAACUUCCAAUUACAGCUGUGCAGAUGGGAAGGCAUUAAAAUACUCUCAUACUUGCUGUAAAAAGUCCAUUUAUAUGACUUAAAAUCAAACAGUUUCAGGGUUUGAGUGAGUUCUUGUCCAUAUUUAACCUGGUUAAUUUCUGAUUGUCAAGAAGGGGGGAUUUCAGUAUUGAUAAGUGCCAUUGUUGUAAAGUGGUGGUGAAAACCCCCAACCUUCCUUCCCGAUACAGUUUUACCUCUGUUGAAUUUGUAUAAAUAAUUGUACAAAAA